Molecule: messenger RNA, 702 nt
Organism: Guillardia theta CCMP2712
Lineage: Eukaryota; Cryptophyceae; Pyrenomonadales; Geminigeraceae
Exons: 1
Coding region: 1-702 (233 amino acids)
Biological process (GO): DNA repair; DNA recombination
Molecular function (GO): DNA ligase (ATP) activity; DNA binding
Source: RefSeq, a predicted model, not a curated record
AUGCAUCUAGGGAUGACAUCCCUCCUGCGCUCGAGCCUUUUCUUCCUCUUGGUGGUAAUCACCAAAGUCUCCGUGGGUAGCUCUGAUAGCACCCACCCUCCUCCUUCCUUGCUCUCUCAAAGUGUCCUUCGAGGUGGAUCCCAGGUAGAAUCCCUGGGCCCCAAGGGGGGUGUGAGGCUGCCGAGAAGGCAGGGGUAUGCCUGUCAUACAGCGCGGCCGGACGUUUGUUACAACGAAGAGUUUGAGGAGGACGGGGAUUCGAAGAUGGGAAUCCCUACCAGACAGUACAGGGAGUGCCUGCAACCCGGAAGCGACCCGGCGACAGUCGCAGGAGAAGCCUCCUACAAUGAUGAUGAAGUGAACCCUCCCCCGCACAGGACAGAGCCCCCGCAGAGCGCUAAACCUGUGGAGUUCGGACACGUGUGCGGGAAUCUGAAGAAGAUGCUGAUAUCAGGAGGGAACCAAGCGCACAUUCGGAAAGAGCUCAAGGAGAUGUUUUGCACCAUCUUGGCCUCCAGUCCUGACGACAUGACCGCACUCUUGUGCUUUCUUAGAGAUCAGAUCUCUUCGCCGACACUGGCUGGUAUCGAACUGAUUCCCUCCAGCAUCAUCGUCAAGGCGCUGGCUGAGUCUUGUGGCAAGACCUUCGACGGCGUGCGAGAUUGUAUCGCCCAGGCGAGCCCUCCUCUCCUCCCCUGUUAA